Syngnathoides biaculeatus (alligator pipefish) is the source of this 3710-nucleotide messenger RNA. It is a transcript of the gene trpc6b, whose product is annotated as transient receptor potential cation channel, subfamily C, member 6b. Gene Ontology annotation, biological process: calcium ion transmembrane transport; manganese ion transport; regulation of cytosolic calcium ion concentration. The record is from RefSeq and is a predicted model, not a curated record. The transcript has 11 exons. Bases 658 to 3138 code for a protein of 826 amino acids. Gene Ontology annotation, cellular component: cation channel complex; membrane. Gene Ontology annotation, molecular function: store-operated calcium channel activity; protein binding; inositol 1,4,5 trisphosphate binding. Lineage: Eukaryota; Metazoa; Chordata; Actinopteri; Syngnathiformes; Syngnathidae.
GGAUGUUAAGAGGGCAAAAAAAAAAAAUCUUGAACACAAAAGAUCGAGGCAGACAAAGAACAAAGCUAAUUUGCCUUGAUUUGAUACGUUUAGAACCUUUUUCUGCGAUUGACUGGCAACCAGUUCUGAGUGUACCCCGCCUCCUGCCCGUUGACAGCUUUGAUAGCCUCCAGCAUUCCCCGUAAACCUUGUGAGGAUAAGCGAUAAAGAAAAUUGAUGGAUGAACAAUGGCCUUCACCGAACACCAAAUGCUGAUUUCGAGGGACUUUUGCAUAUUAACAUGUCCAAUGUAGUGCGUAAAGGGCGGGUGUUGCGCUGCCAGUGUCCUUCCCCCCGGUUCAGCCUCCCUCAAGGUUAAGUUUGAGGGUGUCAGGAAGCCAGAUGACGAGACUGUGGGUGGUGUCCUUCAUGUCGACAGAGUAAUAAGUCAGCUCCACAGCACUUCGUGGAAGCUCUCUGCAGGAUACACUGUACGGACAGCAGAGUUGAUGAAAAUAAAUUAACAACAACAACCCAGAAAGCCGCAACAGCGACCGAGUUAGUGCUAGCUAACUACGCUGAGCCAUGGGAGCCAUGCACUCUUCCGUGUGCUGUCACAGCCUCGUCACGGUUUAAAGUCUGCCAAAUCUUUUCCUGUGUUCAGUUGGCGGCAUAACAAUGCAAACGACAGCCAAACUCUCAAGCUCGGCCUCCCAGGUGUCUACCCCCCUCUUCCAGGCCCGUUCCAGCUCCAGCCUCUCCCUGAACGAGGAAGCGUUUUUAGAGGCCGUGGCGCGCGGCAACGUUCCCGAGGUGAAACGGUUGCUGGACGAGCUGCCGGACCUCAACGUCAACAGCGUUAACUUCGCGGGUCAGAACGCCUUGGAGCUGGCUGUGUCCAACGAGCAUUUUGAGAUCACCAAGUUGCUUCUGGGGAGGAAAGAGCUGACCCGGAUGGGCGAGGCUCUGCUCUUAGCCAUCCGAAAAGGUUAUGUGCGGAUUGUGGAGGCCAUCUUGAGCCACCGGACCUUUUCGGAUGUCCAGAGGUUGUCGUGUAGCCCCAGCGAGGUGGACAAACAUCGGGACCUCUUUGCCUACGACGAGAAUGGGAGCCUUUUCUCAAACGACAUCACACCCAUCAUCCUGGCCUCUCAGCAUCACGACUACGAGAUAGUCCACUUGCUUCUUCUUAGGGGGGCCCGUAUCCAGCGACCCCACGACUACCUCUGCCGGUGCAGCGCCUGUACCCAGCAGCAGGCUGAGGAUUCCUUCAGACACUCGCAGUCCCGCAUCGACGCCUACAAAGGUCUCGCCAGUCCGGCCUACUUGUCACUAUCCAAUGAAGACCCUGUGAUGGCAGCGCUGGAGCUCAGUCAUGAGCUUAUGGUCCUGGCCGGCACUGAGAUGGAGUUCAAGAACGACUACAAGAAACUGUCCAUGCAGUGCAAAGACUUCAUGGUGGGCCUCCUUGACUUGUGUCAGAACACAGAGGAAGUGGAAGCCAUCUUGCACGGCGACUCUCUCGAGACUGAGCAAAACCUCACCAGAUUAAAACUUGCCAUCAAGUAUGACGUCAAGAAGUUUGUGGCCCAUCCCAACUGCCAGCAACAUCUGCUCUCCAACUGGUACCAGAAUGUUUCCGGACUACGUGAGCAGACCACGGCAGUUAAGAUUCUUCUGGUCCUUGGGGUCGCGGUCAGCCUGCCCAUUCUGGCCCUUGUUUCCUGGAUUGCACCAACCAGCAAGGUGGGGAAGUUGAUGUCUGGCCCUUUCCUGAAGUUUGUGGCCCACGCCGCCUCCUUUGUGACGUUCCUGUGCCUGCUGGUUCUCAACACGGCCGACCGUUUCAAUGGACCUCCGCUGCUGCCUAACAUGACAACCCACGAUCGGCCCUCACAGCUCUUCCGCAUGAAGACCACCCCGUUCACAUGGAUGGAGAUUCUUAUCAUGUCUUGGGUCCUAGGGAAUAUUUGGGAAAAAUGCAAUGACAUUUGGUCACAGGACAUAAGAGAAUACGUCUUAGAACCGUGGAACCUUCUAGACUUUAACAUUUUGGCUAUUUUUAUCAGCUCAUUCAUUGCACGGCUGAUGGCGUUCUGGCACGUGUACGCCGCUCAGCGCUAUGUGGACGAGCACCACGCUAAUCUGUCUGGAAACUCCCUGCCUUCAAAUAUUCAAUACUUUCAGCUCGCCCGAGUCAGCUGGCUUUCGUCAGAUCCGCAGCUGAUUUCCGAGGGUCUGUACGCCAUCGCGGUGGUGAUGAGCUUCUGCCGCGUGGCUUACGUGCUGCCCGCCAACGAGAGCUUCGGCCCGCUGCAGAUUACGCUGGGCAGGACAGUGAAGGACAUCUUCAAGUUCCUGGUGAUUUUCAUCACCGUCUUUGUGGCGUUCAUGGUGGGGAUGUUCAACCUGUACUCAUACUAUCUCGGGGCCAAGUACAACGACGCGUUCACCACGCUGGAGGAAAGCUUCAAAACGCUCUUCUGGGCAAUCUUCGGCCUGUCUGAGGUGAAGUCGGUCGUGAUUGACAUCGACCACAAAUUCAUCGAGAACACCGGCUAUGUCCUGUACGGCGUCUACAACGUUAUCAUGGUCAUCGUCUUGCUGAACAUGCUCAUCGCCAUGUUCAACCGCACCUUUCAGGAGAUCGAAGGUGACGCUGACGUAGAGUGGAAGUUCGCCCGAGCCAAACUGUGGUUCUCAUACUUUGAGCAGGGCUGCUCGCUGCCCGUGCCCUUCAACCUUCUCCUGACUCUCAGCCCCGUUGCUUCUUUCCUGCGGGGACUCAAAGGAUCUCUGUGGUACGCAGAUCGAGGCAAAGACACUGAAAGUACGCAAGGUGAAGAACGGGAACGACAAAAGUUAAGUCGACAAGAAGACUCCAGAGUGGACACAUCUGCUUGCCCAACAUGUUAUCAAAGGAUCAUGAAACGGCUCGUCAAGAGACACAUCUUAAAAGCCCAGCGGGACAAAGAAAACGACGAGGUGAACGAAGGCGAGUUGAAUGAAAUCAAGCGGGACAUCUCCAGUCUGCGCUACGAGCUGCUGGGGAUGGGCAAGCGGGAAGUGAAGACCCUGGCAGAGCUCAUCAGGCAGCUCGGUGACGUGCCGCGAGGACCCCACGAGUCCUGUAUGGAAAGAUGCCAUCAAAGUCAAUGAGGAGUUCAACCGACUGUACGGACUGGAAUUGUUCAGAUAUUGACAGAGGUCACGGUUUGCAACGCAAGUGCAUGAACUUUGACCCUCUCGUAUAAGGUACCAGAAAUAUAUAUAAUUUGUCCAUUCAUACAGAAUUGGUGAGUUAAAAUGAAUGGAAAGGUUUUCAUUUACCUUGUGAAAAAAAAAAAUCGCUUCAUUAACACAGAUGAAAAAUAGGAACGCAAAAAUUUGAGAGUGGGCUUUUAUUGUGGGCAGCCUCAGGCACACCUGUGAAAUAAUAUACCGUAUAGAGCGCAUCUCAUUAUAAGCCUCACCCAGUACAUUUGUAAAAGAAAUACCAUUUGGUACAUACAUAAGCCGCACCUGUGUAAAAGCCGCAACUGCCCACAUUGAAUCCCACAUUGAAACACGAGAUGUUUACAAAGAAAGACGGUACACAGAGUUUUCAAAGUUUUAAUACCUUAACUUAGCUUAGCAUAGCAACAAUAUGGUAGCACGAACAGGGCUGGUAAAAAUACAAAAAACAAAAACAUACCGGUAAAAAAAAACUUCUUCUUCUUUUCCUUUCGGCU